AUGACAUCGACUCAAGUUCCAGGUGGUUUAGCUCUUCUCCCCCCAAGCAGACUCAAGCAGCAACCUUUUGGCACAGCAUAUGUAUAUCCCCCUGAUUCUCAACAUGGUGUCAGUAUCUCAUUGCCCACUUGGAAUUCUACAAUCCAAUAUUUUGAACAACCUGAAGAAUGGAAAAACGAGCACAUAGAGUGGUGUUAUCCAAGAUUCUUUAUGAAUCGACCAAUUCGAGAACUUUCAAACACAGCGUUAAAGAAGCUCAACAUUGAAACAAACGAAAACGUUGCAUGCCUUCUGUUUCCUAACGCAAGUUUCGCUCGGGAUUGCGCACAGCACAUCGCAAAGGAGAAACCACAAGUCGUUGUUGACAUUGUACAGUUUCACAGCCCUAGAGAUUGCGAUGCCAAUGUAAUCCAGGUCCUAAAUAUCGCAAGCUUUUCAAUGGCUGUAUUCCCAUUAGAGGCCAAGCACCCGGCGAUGAUGUUCUGGGUGAACGUUGGAGGAGGAUUGACAACAAGACAUGCAGUCUUCGCAAAAGAUUACAUAGAUUACCUGGAAGCUACAUCCAGUAACCAAAAGACAAAGAUUCGGCCACUACGACCUAUGACUACAUUAUCGACUCCGACCUGGAUACACGAUAUUGUCCCAACAGCCAUGCACGUCAAAUCAACAAUCGCUCGUCUAUCUACUUCUGAGAAUUCUUCCCUCCCUGUGGUUACUGCAGACCAUGUAACUUUGUAUCCAACCGGAAUGAGCGCCAUCUAUCACACUUCCCAAGCCCUGUGUGCAGUGGCAACGACGUCUACGGUGGUUGCAUUUGGAUGGAUAUAUGACGAGACAAUCUAUAAUCUAAAGCACGGCCCCUGGGACAAAUUCAUCGGAUAUAAGCGAGGAACAGAACAGGAUCUAGAUGACUUUAUACGUCGUCUGAAAACCGGGGAGCGCAUUGGUGCAUUGUUCUGCGAAUUGCCUAGUAACGUAUUCUUGUCGUCUGUUCCCCUGCAACGUUUACGAAGUCUCGCAGACGAAUAUGAUUUCAUACUUGCCUGCGAUGAUACAGUAGCUGGCUUUGUCAACCUGGAUCUUAUGCCGUACGUGGACGUCAUGCUAACCAGCUUGACUAAAAUGUUCAGCGGUGCGUCUAAUGUCACAGGGGGGAGUGUCAUUGUUAACCCGGCGUCACGGCACUACAACACCGUCCAAAAGGCAUUGCAAGCUCCAUAUCAGUCGGACUUCGUCUUUCCCUUAGACACAAAGGUUUUGAAACACAACAGCAAACAUGUGCAGUGGCGUGCCCAAAGAUGUAACCAGAAUGCUCUCGCUGUUGCUGAAAUGCUCUACGACCAUCCACUCAUCAAGCGGCUGUACUAUCCAUACUUUAGCAAGUCGCUACCUGUUUACCGCAGCCUCAUGCGCAAAGGCGGCGGAUAUGGCAAUGUUAUGAGCAUAAUUUUCUAUGAUGAGGAGAUUGCCCGCCGGUUUUACGAUGUGCUUAAUGUGCCCAAGGGAUCUAGCUUUGGCACUAAUUUCACCAUUGCAGUGCCGUUUACGCUGCUCGUUCACUAUUACAAUAGGGACCGAGUUGCUACCUAUGGUCUGCCUGAACAUAUUAUACGGAUCAGUGUUGGGCUCGAGGACGUGGAAGAUAUCAAGUCGGCUAUCCAGACGGCGCUAACAGAAUGCUGUAAAGAAACGAGACAAAAGAGCAAUCUCUAG
Messenger RNA from Bipolaris victoriae FI3, 1713 nucleotides. RefSeq lists its product as hypothetical. Lineage: Eukaryota; Fungi; Ascomycota; Dothideomycetes; Pleosporales; Pleosporaceae. Gene Ontology annotation, biological process: transsulfuration. Gene Ontology annotation, molecular function: pyridoxal phosphate binding; cystathionine gamma-synthase activity. The record is from RefSeq and is a predicted model, not a curated record. Bases 1 to 1713 code for a protein of 570 amino acids. The transcript has 5 exons.